Trametes versicolor FP-101664 SS1 is the source of this 1011-nucleotide messenger RNA. RefSeq names its product alpha/beta-hydrolase. Lineage: Eukaryota; Fungi; Basidiomycota; Agaricomycetes; Polyporales; Polyporaceae. The coding region runs from base 30 to 950 and encodes 306 amino acids. The transcript is spliced from 9 exons. The record is from RefSeq and is a predicted model, not a curated record.
CCGACGGCGAACGCAAAGGCAGUGCUGAAAUGACAACACCCCCAGGAAGCACGUCCCAGAAGACGACGAAGUUCGCAAUACCCCAUCCAUAUGAGAAGGACUGUGCUAUAACGGGCGUACUAGAGCAGGUUGCUCCGGACCAGCCUACACAAGGUCGCAAGAUAGCUUUGAUCCUACACGGCGCCCUCGGACAUAAGGACUAUCUGUUUCAGAAGAAGCUAGCCUAUCGUCUUUCUCAAGAUUCCUUCCGCUUUGACUUCCGCGGCAACCACGAAACUCCCGGAACAUGGGCUUUCGGCAGGUUCACCAACGACGUGCUAGACCUCGAAGUGGUCGUCGACUACCUCGCCAGGGAGUUCGGCUACGUUGUCGACAUGGUCGUCGGGCACUCGCGAGGAAGCGUUGUCGGCAUGCUCUGGCUUUGCAAACACCGCGAUGGCGCCGCAAAGGAUGCCACCCGAUAUGUGAAUGUUUCUGGGCGGUAUCGUAUGGAGAAAAUAUACGAUGACUUAGAGCUUCAUAAAGCCGAGCUAGAGUCUACAGGUUUCGUGCUUCGCACAGCCACGGUCGCGCGCAAGCCGUUCGUUUCAAAGGUCACCCGUGAAGACUAUGAGGAGUUCGCGAACGUCGACACUUCCGUCGUCUGGGACCAGUUCCCCACGCACGUAGAUGUACUCACUCUGCACGGCCUGAAGGACGCGGUCGUGCCUCCGUUUGAUGCCGUCAUAUACGCACGCAUAUACGGUGCGCGCAGCCCGGGCACCCACACACUUCGCAUCGUGGAAGAAGCCGACCACAAUUUCACCGGCGUCCCGGAAGAGGUAGUAGACACGGUGCUGGAGUGGAUCCAGCAGCAAGAUCGCAAGGAGCUCAAGACAGGGGUGUGGCAUACAGGCAUAAAGGACGCUGAGCUCGGCAAGAGCUUCCGAGGGCGGACGUCGAUGCUAUAGUCCUAUACGUGUAGAUAGGGAUAGGAUAUCUUGGAAGGAUCUGGUAUACAAUGCGCCAACU